AUGACAACUAAUCAAUCUGGGGACACGUCACCCGGCGGAAGCAAUUCCAUCUCAAACUCAUCUGUUAGAACGACGAGAACUAGUGAGGACGAAGAAGGACAAGUUGCUCCACAUAAUGCCUUUCAUUUGGAUUGCUGUUCUAGUCCGGAACCUCAGGAACAAGAUGAGGAGAGUGAUGGACAAUGUUGCGAUGAGGAAGAAGCUCUUUCUAGACUUGCUGUAGCUUCUGGAUUGCGUGAUCCAUCUGUCGGCGUCCAAACUGAAUACAACGAUGAAUUUCCUCCUCUAAGAUUCCUUCGCGCUCUAGGCGAAGAUCCUUCAGGAUUUAUUCAACAGCAACAGGCAUUUUACUUUACUGGCAGCUCAGAUGUUGUGCCUGCCUCAUUAUUACAUCUUCAACAACCUUCUCAACAAAAUAAUAAUAAUAAUCAUCCUCUUCCUUCUCAACUGCCAAUACCUACACUCUCUGCUGCAGCAAAUCAGCAAACGACAAAUACUGCUUCAAAUACUGCGAUAAAUGCGGCAUCAGCUGCGUCUGUGACGAUGGACGCGAGUUCAAGUUGUUCUGAUGGAACGUUACAACUAGUAAUCCAAAAUUUUCGUCACAUGUCUGAUACUGUAAGAGGGCCGUGCAAAUAUAUACAGACAGUGCCUUGGCGCAUUAUGGUGAUGCCGCGACAACAUGUAGUGCAGAAGAAGGGAACUCAAAAGUGCCUUGGAUUUUUUCUUCAAUGUUGUCCUGAUGCAUAUUCUGAAUCAUGGUCUUGUCAAGCAUCGGCAGAAUUAAGGCUCAUAUCUCAAAAAGCUGGCAUUCCAAAUUUCAUCAGGAAAACAAAUCAUGUUUAUACCGCAAAGGAAAAUGAUUGGGGAUAUUCUUGUUUUAUGACUUGGGCGGACAUUUUGGAUGAGUCUCAGGGUUAUAUAAAAGACGACAAAGUUACCUUAGAAGUUCAAGUCAAAGCUGAUCCUCCCAAAAAUAUUUUAACGCACUCAGAGUUUAAAAAGAAAAUUCAAGAUUAUAAGCGAUUAGCAGACUUACAAUGUCAACGUGGACUAAUAGACAAAGCAAUUGAUUGUAACACUCAAGCGUUGAAAUUUUGUAAAGAUAAAGACCCUCAAUGCAAAAUUGAAUUGGAAACACAAAAAGCACAUUUGAUAGAUAUGAAAUUGAAACAAUCAAUUCAACGAAUUGAAAAAGGUGGAGAUUUAUCAAAAAUUGACGAUGAUUCUACAACAAAUUUAAAUGCAUUAAGACAAGCCAUGGGUACAACAACACGUUGUAGUGGUGGUAAUGCAUCAUCAAAAGCAACAAAAAAUAAAUCAACAAAUACAAAAGAUGCAAAUACAAUAACAACAAAUAAUUCUACAAAUGUUGAUAAUGGAAUAAUUACGGAUAAAAAACAACAAGAAAAACAACAACGUGGUGGAACACCUCCAUUUACUUCACCAAAUAAAGAAGAAAAAUUACAAACAACUCCAAAUAAAAAAAUUGAUAAAACAUCAAAAUCUGUUGAACCGAAUAAUGAGGAGAACAAUAAAAAGAAUAUUUGUAAACAAGAUGGAAAACAAGGAGGAGGAGGAACUAAAAAACGUCUUUAUAAAUCGGCGUCAACAAAUGAAUUGGGAGCUGUUGGAGCAAUUUGUAAAGAAGAAUUUGACUUUAUCAAGGACCGUUAUCAAGAAGAAGAGGACCUUUUGCCUGAUCAAAUUAAACAUUUUCUUAAACAUCUUUCUGAAGGAGACAAGGACUCGAAUCGUUUAAAAGAGCAAAUUGCCAAACUUGAAUUAAUUGCUUCACCUUUUGAGAAGCCAGAUCCUCUCUUGUUGGAAGGAAUUAUGAAACUUAGUCCCGAGGAGGCGGAUAAAGCGCUUGUUAAAGCUAUCACAUUUUACGCACUUGAACGUGAAAAUGAUCGUGAUCGUGGAUCUAUUAAUGACUCGAAUCAAUUGGAUCGUUUAGAAACUGUAAUUCGAAAUAAAUUUUGUGAAUCUUGUCUUCACGAGGGGCAUUUACAACUUGGAAAACGUGAAACAUCUGAAUCUGGAUGUCAAACUGAAUUUGCUCGGAGAAUUCCUAGAGAAGGUUUGUGUAUUUAUUCACAAUAUUUUUUAAUUUUUAAACUUUUAUUUUGGGUUUAUUGA
This is a messenger RNA of Meloidogyne enterolobii, 2142 nucleotides long. Lineage: Eukaryota; Metazoa; Nematoda; Chromadorea; Rhabditida; Meloidogynidae. The record is from the annotation of a GenBank genome assembly.